UGGAUUGGCUUUGUGCCUUUCUUAUCCACGAAAUCUCUUCACACGCUAGCUUCCUACUCCUCCAUUAAAACCAGUCUUCAAGUAGAGUAGCGAAUUAGGAAGAUACUUUUUGGCUUGCAGAAAUGUUACCUACUCCCAAAUUCUUGCAAUCCCCCUCUCAAUUCCUCCAUCCUCCACUACCCCCAUCACCUCCUCCGCAAGUUCAUAGCAUACCCACUCCCACUUCUUCUCCCAUCAUCAAACAAUGCUGCAAAUUCUCACGGAGAGAGCUUGCAAUUGGCAGCACUUCUUUGUUGCUUCUCCUUCUGGGCUCUGAAAAUCAAGAGCCAUUCCUCCUCCUGUCCAAGGCACACGCUGAAGAAAACAUGGCAGACACCACCAAUAUAAGUGAAGGAAAAGAAGAAAACCCAAACACCUCUCCCAACUGCACCAACAUAAAACCAACAAGGAAAGCAUUCCUUGAUAUAUCCAUUGAUGGAGAACCUGUUGGUCGCAUCAUUAUCGGGCUAUAUGGAGAAAACGCCCCAGCUGGAGCUGCCAGAUUCAGUAAUCUUGUUACUGGAGCUGCUGGUAUAAGCUAUAGAAGGAAAGAGUUCGUCAAAAUCAUGCCCAAUUAUGUCCAACAUGGUGGAGUGAGAUCCUAUGGUGUGGAUGCUGAGCUUGCGAAGAGCACGAGAAGCGGAUUGGCAGCUCAAAAUCUCACUGAUGAAUGGCAGGGACUGUAUGACAAGUGUUCGGGGACUAAAAACUUGGCAGGAAGUGUGAGCAUCAUUGUGAGAGAUCCUUCAAAACCGCCUCCAAAAUUAAAGUUGGUAGCACGGAAGGGGAAGCUUGAGAUUGAUGAAGAGGAGGUCGGAACUGACCCGAACGGAACUGAGUUUGUGAUUGCCACCAAGGAUACCCCGGAGCUGGACGCAUCGGCUUUAGUUGUUGGGAGAGUCUUGGGAGGAAUGGAGGUUGUGGAGAGGAUUGGACAGGUGAAGACUGUGAAUGAGAAUACUGCUUCUCCGUAUUUCAGGGUGGCCAAGCUGAUAGGAGAUAAGAGGGCUGUCGUGGCAGAAAGAGGUUUCAACCGUCCUUACUCAAAGGUUGUUGUCACAAAUUGCGGCUUAAUAGAGUAGCAUUGAUUGCUGUUCCCAGUAACCCAUUUCUGUUUUCUCAUUUUUGUAGAAGGAAUAUUUCCAUGUAGUAAAACAGUAUAAUCCGCUGUUAUCGAGAGAGAGAGAGAGAGAAAGAGAGAGAGGGAGGAAGAAGAAGAAAAAAAAAAAACCCCUUUAAUACACUCUUUCUUAUUAUUGUAAGUUGCCUCAAAAAGGUACAAGCUACAUCUAAUAGAUUCUCAAGCAGUACUUUGGCCAUAA
Molecule: messenger RNA, 1361 nt
Organism: Alnus glutinosa
Lineage: Eukaryota; Viridiplantae; Streptophyta; Magnoliopsida; Fagales; Betulaceae
Product: peptidyl-prolyl cis-trans isomerase CYP26-2, chloroplastic
Exons: 2
Coding region: 123-1121 (332 amino acids)
Biological process (GO): protein peptidyl-prolyl isomerization
Cellular component (GO): chloroplast
Molecular function (GO): peptidyl-prolyl cis-trans isomerase activity
Source: RefSeq, a predicted model, not a curated record